This is a messenger RNA of Paralichthys olivaceus (Japanese flounder), 2772 nucleotides long. NCBI's taxonomy places the organism in Eukaryota, Metazoa, Chordata, Actinopteri, Pleuronectiformes, Paralichthyidae. The record is from RefSeq and is a predicted model, not a curated record.
AUGAAGACUCAACACACACCACCACUGGUAUUGAUGCUUCUCUUAAGUACCCUCUCUGCCAACUCAUCAUUCCAGCCCGCCCUGGUGUUAGAAAUGGCCAAGAUUCUGCUGGAAAACUACUGCUUUCCAGAGAACCUGGUUGGGAUGCAGGAGGCUAUCCAACAAGCAAUUAACAGCGGAGAAAUCCUGCGGAUUUCAGAUAGGAAGACCCUUGCAGCUGUGCUCACAGUCGGAGUACAAGGAGCACUGAAUGACCCACGGCUGACUGUGUCUUACGAGCCUAAUUUCAUCCCAGUGAUGCCCCCGAUACUGCCAUCUCUCCCCAGAGAACAACUGAUCCGGCUGGUGAGGAACUCUGUAAAGGUGGAUAUCCUGGAAAACAACAUUGGCUAUUUGCGGAUGGAUCGGAUCAUUGGGGAGGAGACUGCGUCAAAGCUUGGUUCCCUGCUGACGGACAACAUCUGGGAAAAAGUUGCUCACACAUCCUCUCUGAUUUUUGAUUUGAGGUAUAGCACAGCUGGACAAAUGUCUGGAGUUCCCUUUAUAAUCUCCUAUUUCUCUGACCCUGAGCCCAUCUUUCAUAUAGACACUGUGUAUGACAGGCCCUCAAAUACAACCACGGAGCUGUGGACCAUGCCAUCAAUUAAGGGAGAGAGGUAUGGAAAGGAGAAAGAUGUGAUUAUUUUGAUUAGCAAACGUACCAUUGGGGCUGCUGAGGCAGUGGCAUACACAUUAAAAAACCUAAAGAGGGCUAUCACCGUUGGAGAGCGAUCUGCUGGUGGGUCAGUAAAAGUCAGAAAGAUAAGGAUUGGAGGAUCAGAGUUCUACAUAACAGUUCCUGUGGCAAGAUCUUUCAGUCCAAUCACAGGCCAGAGCUGGGAGGUCAGUGGCAUUCCCCCAACAGUCAGCGUCAUUGCAAAGGAAGCUGUCCCAAAAGCAAAGUCCCUUCUGGCUGUGAGGAGUACCAUUCCACAAGUUGUUCAGAGCAUCUCCAACAUAAUCAGGAAGUUGUAUGCUUUCACAGAUCGAGUCCCAGCUCUUCUUCAACAUCUGCAAACUAUGGACUUUUUCUUCGUCAUAUCUGAGGAAGAUCUGGCAAUCAGACUUAACCAGGACCUCCAGACUGUGUCAGAGGAUCCACGACUGAUCAUCAAAUACAUGCAAGACAAUGCUGCCAUUGUAGAGGAGGACCCUGAGCUUUACAAAGUCCCUGAGGAUUUAGAAUUAUUAAAAGCACUGAUUGAGACAACGUUUAAAAUUGAAAUUCUCCAGGGCAAUACUGGCUAUUUACGCUUUGACAAGUUUGUUGAGUUUUCCCCACUGAUUCAAUUUGAGGAGUUCUUUGCUAAAAAGGUGUGGGAGCCCUUAAAAGACACCAGUAACCUGAUUAUUGACCUACGCUAUAAUACUGGUGGAUGCACUACCUCUCUAGCUCUCAUUCUGUCAUAUCUGUAUGACACUUCCCAGAAGCAUCACUUUUUCACAAUAUAUGACCGAAUUCAGAACACAACAACAGCACAUAACUCCUACCCUCAAAUUACAGGUCCCAGCUAUGGAUCCAAACGUGGGGUUUAUGUGUUGACCAGCUACUACACAGCAAGUGUUGGUGAAGAGUUUGCUUAUCUAAUACAAUCCCUUCAUCGUGGCGCAGUCAUUGGGGAAAUUACAUCUGGUACCCUAAUGCACUCACAGAUGUUUCAAAUAGAAGGGACAGGCCUUGCCAUCACUGUGCCUGUCAUAAACUUUAUUGACAACAAUGGUGAAUGCUGGCUGGGAGGUGGUGUGGUCCCUGAUGCCAUUGUACUGGCUGAGGAAGGUGUAGAUCACUUUCAUGAGGUUGCAGAUUUUCAUCAGGGGCUCAGGUCCCUAAUGGAGGUAAUUGGGGAACUGCUAGAAAAACACUAUGCCAUCCAUGAAGUUGCCCUACAGGUCAGUAAGGUGCUGAUGAGCAAAUGGGCUGAGGGACUAUACUGGUCAGUGGUAGAUUUUGAAUCUCUUGCAUCUCAAUUGACCUCAGACCUUCAAGAGGCUUCAGGUGAUCACCGCCUCCAUGUCUUCCAUUGCGAUGUUGAGCCUGAGACUGUUCAUGACGUCGGAAAGAUCCCCACAGCAGAGGAAGUGGGAUACAUAAUUGACGCUUUGUUUAAAAUUGAACUUUUGCCAGGUAACGUUGGCUAUCUAAGAUUUGACAUGAUGGCGGACAUAGAGGUGUUAAAAGCCAUUGGCACACAGCUAAUAAAAUUAGUGUGGAGUAAUGUAGUAAACACAGAUGCCCUCAUAAUUGACAUGAGAUACAACACUGGUGGUUAUUCAGCAACAAUUCCCCUUCUGUGCACCUAUUUCUUCAACAUAGAACCUCUGCAGCAUCUUUACACCAUCUUUGACCGCACCACGACCACCAUGACAGAGGUCAUGACAUUGUCCCAGGUCAGGGGUCAACGGUAUGGGUCCUCCAAGGAUGUCUACAUCCUCACCAGUCACAUGACUGGGUCCGCAGCUGAAGUGUUUACUCGCACUAUGAAGGACCUAAACAGGGCCACAAUCAUUGGAGAGCCAACCAUUGGAGGGUCUCUAUCAAGUGGAACGUAUCAGAUAGGGAACAGCACCUUGUACGCUUCCAUUCCCAACCAGGUUGUUCUGAGCGCCAUCACUGGGAAAGUGUGGAGUGUUUCAGGGGUUGAGCCUCAUGUUUUUGCCAAGGCAAGUAACGCUCUUCAUGUAGCACAGAGACUAAUAGAAGCAAAGCUUUUGAAGAAAGAAAAUGGUAAAUAG